Messenger RNA from Exophiala viscosa, 2021 nucleotides. RefSeq lists its product as uncharacterized. Gene Ontology annotation, biological process: positive regulation of transcription by RNA polymerase II. Gene Ontology annotation, cellular component: nucleus. The coding region runs from base 292 to 1530 and encodes 412 amino acids. The record is from RefSeq and is a predicted model, not a curated record. The transcript has 5 exons. Gene Ontology annotation, molecular function: zinc ion binding; transcription cis-regulatory region binding; DNA-binding transcription factor activity, RNA polymerase II-specific. NCBI's taxonomy places the organism in Eukaryota, Fungi, Ascomycota, Eurotiomycetes, Chaetothyriales, Herpotrichiellaceae.
GCGAUGAUGGACGGGCAGACCGCGGGCAGACCAUAGCCUGGGCCAGCCCGCUUAUCUCCCCGCGAUAAGGUCCAUCUUGAUCCAACGGAAGUCGACGUCAAGCCACCAAUUGAACGACUAAGACGAUCGGUUGUCUUUCUUCCUAUCACCAACGCCCAAGUCGCCGAUAGCGCUUGCCUUUUAUAUCGCCACCAGAUUGGGCUGGCAAUCACCCUUGACUGGUGUUUGGUGACUACCUUGAAAGAAACCGUCGUUGAUGCCUCAGGCGCACUUGCCACAUCGAUUGUCGUUAUGCCCAGGGCAAAACUGCGAACCAAGACCGGCUGCACCACUUGUCGGAAGCGGAAGCUGAAAUGUGACGAGAGUCGACCGCAUUGCCGCCAAUGCUUUCUGGCUCGUCGUCAAUGUGAAUGGCCAGUGGUUAGCGAGCUGUACGAUAGACGAUACCAUUGCCAUACGUCAAGCCGAUAUAAGACCGCUCGCGAACCAGGCGACUCUACCUCCUCCGAAUAUGAUUCUGAAGGAUCAACCCAAGCGUCACCUCUGCAAGCGUCUGCCUUGAUUCUACGCAACCCAAAACAGGAGACAACAAUUUGUUCGGACACGGAGCUGUCCCUCUUUCGCUACUACCUUGACACCUUACUCUCCUUUCUACUGUCCCCAGAAGCGCAUCCUGGCUUCUUCGCCGAGUAUUUACCAUGUGUUGCUAGAUACGCAUUGACUUCACCGAGUGUCAAGUGCGCGGUACUGGCAUGUUGUGCAUCGAACAAAUACCAACUUACCAGAGAUGUCCAAUUUCGCAAGCUCUCUCUCAAGUAUUACUGCCAAGCGGUGCAGGAAGUCAACUCGGCUCUUGCAGAACUCGACAGCACGGGUGGCUGUCCGGAUGACGCACUCUUGACGGCAGUCAUUCACAUGUACAUCAAUGCGCUCUGGGGAUCAGACGUGGCCAAUGAUGCACCCGAGCACGUCAGGGGAGCCGUUCAGCUAAUGAAGCUUCGCUACGCAAAAGCACCUUUGAGCAUGGACAGCCCUUUCAACAGGGUCACGGCAGAAAGCGUCGUGUAUCAAUCCUUCCUGCUCGAAAUGGAGCAUCCCUUUCAGGUCGAUUUUCAGGUGGACAAUGGACUUUUAAUCCGGUCCGGAAAUGCGCUUGAAUCUCUCACUUUCCUGGACGCCUCCCCAUUGGCAAACAAUCCGGUGCUGGGUGUUCCAUUGUCGCUCUAUCGACUGAUCUCAGAAGUGAUGCAAUUAUAUCACUCAUCAAAGCUGGUCGACUUCCAGUUCUUCUCAAGAGUAAGAAGCGAGAUGGAACAUUGGGAGCAUGUGGCGACUCAGAUGGACGAUGAGCGAGGCUCGCAAAGUCCAGUAUCGCCGGAUCCUUGCUUCUCGACUGGAUCAUCGAGCUCACAAAGAAGGACAUGCCAUUGCAGUCAGAUCGUGAUUCUUACAAGCAGGGACAAUGGAUUCCACCAAGAGCGUCGAGUCAGAGUCACUUGCCGCCACCACCCAGAAGAGGUUGGCAACUGAUUCGCGCACUCUCUGUCCUUCAACGACCGGGAACCUAUGAGGACUGGACGCGCUGUCAUCUAGGCUGGUGGCCGGUGUACAUAUUUGGACUUGCUGCUGAUCAAGAGGACGAUAUCUCUUUGAUCAAGGGCGUAUUGCUACGUAUGCGUCAGCGUCUUGGCUAUGGCCUUGUGGAUCGCGCCCUGGCCGUCCUUGAGCAAAUCUGGGAGGAGAGGGGCAGAAGUCAUCAGAACCCAAAGGUUGAAGAGAUUUGGGUAGAUGAUUCGGGGGCCUGUGCUGCUAGCCCGGUUUUGGUUUAUUGAGGUGAAGCGUUUUGCCAUCAAUUCCCUGGGCACAAGGUGCACUCUAUACAAUGGUUAAACCAUCGUACGGGUAUGAGCAGAGUACCAGAUGAACAUAGCCUAAGCUUGUACGCAGUGAACAGAAGUUAAACAGAGCUUCUUUUGAAUUCUCAGCCGCCUUGCACUCGAGGCGUACUCCGUACUGACCAC